AUGGAGGAGGAGGACAAGGAACACGAAGAAGAAGAAGAAGAAGAAGAAGAGACGACGAUGGGGAAAAGCACGAGGACGAACAUUAAUAGUAACAAUACUAAAAUGGGAAACUGUCGAAUGUGUGAAGAAGAGGAAACAACAACAACAGUUGGUGAAGGAAAAUAUCGCUGUCCGAAAUGUCUCCUCAUCUCGUGUUCGUUAAAGUGCAUCAACAAACACAAAGAAAAGUUCAACUGCGAUGGAAAACGAGACCGCUUUCAGUUUGUGAACUUGAAAGAGAUGGAAGAUAAACACGUGACUUCGGACUUUCGCUUUUUGGAGGAAGCGACGGAGGUUUUAGACCGAGCGAAGAGGAAACGAACGCUGAUUAGUAGCAAGAACAAGAACGGACAGAGCAACAACAACAACAACAAUAAUAAUAAUAAAAGGAAACGCAACAGUAACAACAAGAAGAGGAAAAGCAACAACAAUAAAACAAACAACAACAAUUUAGAGUCAGAACCAACAAGAGUAGUCGUAGGAGUAGCACCAGCAGUGAAAUAG
Molecule: messenger RNA, 543 nt
Organism: Bathycoccus prasinos
Lineage: Eukaryota; Viridiplantae; Chlorophyta; Mamiellophyceae; Mamiellales; Bathycoccaceae
Exons: 1
Coding region: 1-543 (180 amino acids)
Biological process (GO): snoRNA localization; box C/D snoRNP assembly; maturation of LSU-rRNA from tricistronic rRNA transcript (SSU-rRNA, 5.8S rRNA, LSU-rRNA)
Cellular component (GO): nucleus; pre-snoRNP complex
Source: RefSeq, a predicted model, not a curated record